AUGAAUAAUGGUCUUGCCUUCUUCUUAGCUCCCGUCGGUGGCAAUUUAAAUAGUGGAGGUGCCAUGGGGCUUCCCACAAGCUCUUUUUUGGCUGUAGAGUUUGAUACAUAUCAGAACAGUUGGGACCCUCAGAACAUUAAUCCUGUUACCCAUGUAGGUAUUAAUAUCAACUCUUUUACAUCUACUAUUACGGCAAUUUGGUAUAAUGAUAUGCCUCAUGGGAUAGAGAAUGAGGCUUGGAUAAGUUAUGAUUCUGGUUCCAAGAACUUGAGUGUGAUCUUCGCCGGUUUUAAAAACAAUACCAGAAUUAAAAGAAGCCUCCAUUUACUAGUUGAUCUAAGUUACUUGCCAGAAUGGGUUCAAUUUGGUUUCUCAGCUUCAACAGGAUCCGGUUUCGAGAAAAAUAGUGUGAAGUCAUGGCAGUUUACUACUAGGAAUCUAGAAUCUCCUCCACCUUUGUCGCUGGGAAAGAACAAAGGGAAGAAGAAUAGAUGGGCUCUUGCAGUAGGGUUGGCCGUUGGAUUGUGUGCUUUAGUGGGUUUGAUUGGAUUUGGCUUGUGGAAGAAGAGAAGAGGAAAAGAAGAGGAAACUUUUGGUUUUGAUCUGUCCAUGAACAGUGAAUUUGAGAGGGGUAGUGGGCCGAAGAAGUUCUCCUACAAUCAGCUAUCUCGAUCAACUAAUUAUUUUGCAGAAGAAUGUAAGCUUGGAGGGGGUGGCUUUGGAGGGAUCUGUAAGGGCUUCUUAAGGGAACUUAACUUCUAUGUAGCUGUGAAGAGGAUCUCAAAAGGGUCAAAGUAA
This is a messenger RNA of Thlaspi arvense, 798 nucleotides long. The record is from the annotation of a GenBank genome assembly. NCBI's taxonomy places the organism in Eukaryota, Viridiplantae, Streptophyta, Magnoliopsida, Brassicales, Brassicaceae.